Messenger RNA from Cucurbita pepo subsp. pepo (vegetable marrow), 2094 nucleotides. Its product is annotated as Divalent ion symporter. Gene Ontology annotation, cellular component: membrane. The record is from RefSeq and is a predicted model, not a curated record. NCBI's taxonomy places the organism in Eukaryota, Viridiplantae, Streptophyta, Magnoliopsida, Cucurbitales, Cucurbitaceae. Gene Ontology annotation, biological process: transmembrane transport.
GGCGACGUGGUGGAGCCCGCCGCUGACUGUGAUAGAAUGGAUACGAAGAGAUUGAAAGGACAAAUGGAAAGCAGUCCAACUUUUUCUCUGCUCUGAAUUACUGUGAGAGCAGCUUCCAUAAUAUCAACUUUUGAUUAGAUUCCCAUUCGUUUUCGAAGAGAAAGCAAGAGUUAGAUCUCUUCUUUUCGGAUCCAGAUGCAAACAAAAUUUUCAAGUUGAAUCAAGAUACUCUCGGCUACUCUGGUGCUGAAACGACAUUCGAAAAAUUCGAGUCAAUCAGGUUCAAGGCUGACUCGAGUCGAAUCUUGUUGCGAAAAUGGCAAUGGAUCAUACUGUAAAAGUGAUUCUAGGCUCAAUUGCCUUUGCAACGUUCUGGUUAUUAGCUGUUUUCCCUGCUAUCCCAUUUCUACCAGUUGGGAGAACUGCAGGGUCUCUCCUGGGGGCAAUGCUAAUGGUCGUGUUCCGAGUCCUAACUCCAGAUCAAGCGUAUGCGGCCAUUGAUCUCCCAAUACUUGGUCUUCUAUUUGGGACAAUGGUAGUAAGUGUUUAUCUUGAAAGAGCUGAUAUGUUCAAGUAUUUGGGUAAGGUGCUGUCAUGGAGGAGCAAAGGAGCAAAGGAUUUGAUUUGUCGAGUGUGUCUGAUAUCUGCAAUUUCAAGUGCUUUCUUCACCAAUGACACGUCGUGUGUGGUUUUGACCGAGUUCGUUUUGAAAAUUGCUAGGCAACAUAAUCUUCCACCUCGUCCCUUCCUUCUUGCCCUUGCAUCAAGUGCAAAUAUUGGUUCUUCAGCCACACCUAUUGGCAACCCCCAAAACUUGGUGAUAGCUGUUCAGAGUAAAAUCCCUUUUGGAGAAUUUGUGGUUGGAAUACUCCCAGCUAUGCUUGUUGGUGUUGUUGUAAACGCUUUAAUUAUUCUUAUCCUAUAUUGGAAAUUGCUAUCUGUUCAAAAGGAUGAAGAAGAUCCAUCCUCAGAAAUUGUAGCAGAUGAAGUUGUUCUUUCUCAUAGAUUUUCACCUGCCAGAUUGUCACACACACAAAUUCCAUCCCUUAACUCUCCGGAAUGGGAAUCUCGGUUGGAUUCGAUGAACGCAAAUGUCGAAACUCAAAGAUCAGUAAGUUCAAAAGAAAAUGAAAUCCACAGGUCUCAUAGUGCUUUGACAGAGUCGGCAAGAAUAUCAGAUGCAUCUUCUCAGAAAAGGGAAGAAGGGUUUUCUUCUAAGAGCCUAAACUCAAUGGAUAAACAGAAAGAAUCAGUCUCUUUGCAGUCCUCUGAAGAAAAGGAGCAUUGGAGCACAAAGUGGAGAAGGAUUGCAUGGAAAUGCUGCGUUUAUCUUGUGACUAUAGGAAUGCUUGUUGCUCUGUUGAUGGGGUUGAACAUGUCAUGGACUGCAGUGACUGCUGCACUCGCUCUUGUGGUUCUUGAUUUCAAGGAUGCUCAGCCAUGCCUAGAAAAGGUUUCCUAUUCACUUUUAGUGUUCUUCUGUGGGAUGUUUAUGACGGUUGAUGGGUUCAACAAGACUGGACUGCCAAGUGCUUUUUGGGAUUUCAUGGAGCCGCAUGCUCAGAUUGAUCGUGUUUCUGGGAUUGUUGUGCUUGCUCUUGUCAUACUAUACCUCUCAAACUUGGCUUCAAACGUGCCUACUGUUCUACUGCUUGGAGCACGUGUCGCCGCGUCGGCUGCUGCGAUAUCUCCAACGGAAGAGAAACGGGCAUGGCUGCUUUUAGCUUGGAUCAGUACUGUGGCUGGAAAUCUCUCAUUGUUAGGCUCAGCUGCCAACUUGAUUGUGUGCGAGCAGGCUCGUCGCACUCCACAGCUAAGCUACAAUUUGUCCUUCUGGAAUCAUCUUAAGUUUGGAGUUCCCUCAACUCUCAUUGUCACUGCCAUUGGUUUAGUUCUUAUAAAGUGAUUUCCUUUUGUUUUUUUCUUGCUUUCUUUUAUGAAUGGUUAGAAUUGUAGAUUUCGUUUGAAGUUCAUCUAUAUAGAUAUGAAGAGUGUUUCCUUGAUAAAAGUCUGUACAAAUUUAUGUAUCACACAAUUGUUCCAGAUAUGGUUGAGUUGAGAAUCGAAAUGAAUUGAUAACUACCCAUUUUUUAA